Messenger RNA from Corylus avellana, 2037 nucleotides. RefSeq names its product rust resistance kinase Lr10. Lineage: Eukaryota; Viridiplantae; Streptophyta; Magnoliopsida; Fagales; Betulaceae. Gene Ontology annotation, molecular function: ATP binding; protein kinase activity; polysaccharide binding. Gene Ontology annotation, biological process: protein phosphorylation. The record is from RefSeq and is a predicted model, not a curated record.
AGUCUACUGAUCAAAUGGAGAAAGCCAAAUUAACCACGGAAAUGGAUAUCUUAUUUUAGGCUGAGAAAACCAUCCAGACCACACGGAGAUGAUGGGUGUCUGCAGCUUAGAAUUAAGGGGAAUCUCAUAUUUCUUUAUCUUGUUUCUGGUUUUCGUCGUAAGCCUUGGGGAAGGCCAAAAUGGGUGCCAUGAAUUAAUACGGUGUGGAGGCCGUGGCCAAAAUUACACCAUUCGAUUUCCCUUCCGACUUGACACCCAGCCAGACGACUGUGGGUAUCCUAUUCCUGGGUUUACUCUAUCAUCCACUCACACAAAUGACACGGUGCUGCAACUGCCAAAUUUUGUGAAAUUCUUUGUGGAAAAUAUUGACUACAAAUCUCAGGUAAUUGAAGUAUACGACCCUGACAAUUGCUUUCCCAGACAGCUUCGAGAUCUCAAUUUGUCUUCCUCGCCUUUCCUGUUCAAACAUCAACCGUACCAGUAUGACUACGCCUUUUUCAAUUGUUCCUCAAAAGAAACACAAGCAGUCGACGCGAUCUUUUGUCUUAGUGGCCCAAGCCACGAAGUUCGUGCCUUCUAUUCGGAUUCUGACAUCAACGAUCUGCCCAUAGCAUCUUGUAAAAAGAUGUAUACUCUUCCAUCAAUUUCAAAUGAUCAAUUAUUCGGUUAUGAUAAUAUUUUGAGAUUGAAGUGGGACAGUCCAAAGUGCGGACACUGUGAACGGAAAGGCAAGGGAUGUAGAUUGAAGAGUAAUAGCAAUGAAUCAGAAACUGAGUGCUUCUCCAAACAUUCUAAAGGUGUAUUAUUGAAGUUGAAGAUCACUGGUAUCGUCUUUAGUUCAUUUCUAUCAAUACUAGCGAUCUUUGCUCUCUACCGUAUCUACAGCUAUGACAAAGCAGAAAAAGAAAAUCAAGCUAAGAUCAAAACAUUUUUGGAGGAUUACAAAAAUUUCAAGCCCACCAGAUUCUCGUAUUCUGAUAUUAAGAGAAUUACAAAUCAAUUUGUCGAAAAACUAGGUGAGGGUGCUUAUGGAACAGUCUUCAAAGGAAAGCUUUCAAAUGAAGUCCAUGUUGCGGUGAAGAUGAUCAUGAACACUUCUAAAGAAAACGGGGAAGAAUUCAUAAAUGAAGUAGGGACAAUGGGCAGGAUUCAUCAUGUUAAUGUAGUUCGCUUGGUUGGCUUCUGUGCAGAUGGAUUUCGACGUGCUCUAGUUUAUGAGUUCUUACCAAAUUAUUCACUAGAGAAGUUUAUAUCUUCCGUGGACACUAAAAAUCGUUUCUUUGGUUGGGACAAGCUGCAAGAUAUUGCAAUUGGCAUAGCAAAAGGUAUUGAUUAUCUUCACCAAGGGUGCGACCAACAAAUCCUCCAUUUUGAUAUCAAGCCUCAUAAUGUUUUGCUAGAUGAAAAUUUCAAUCCAAAAAUUUCUGAUUUUGGUCUUGCCAAGUUGUGUUCCAAGGAUCAAAGUGCAGUGUCCAUGACCACAGCCAGGGGGACCUUGGGUUACAUCGCACCAGAAGUGUUCUCUAGGAACUUUGGAAAUGUUUCUUAUAAAUCCGAUAUCUAUAGUUUCGGAAUUUUAUUGCUUGAAGUGGUAGGAGGGAGAAAGAAUGUUGACAUUACAGCGGAGAACACUAGUCAAGUUUACUUUCCAGAAUGGAUCUACAAUUUCUUAGAACAAAAAGAAGACUUACGAGUGUUUAUUGAAGAUGAUGAAGAUGCUGAAAUUGCAAAGAAACUUGCAAUUAUUGGACUUUGGUGCAUCCAAUGGCACCCAGUGGAUCGUCCUUCCAUGAAAGUUAUAAUUCAAAUGUUAGAAGGAGGACAUAAACUAACUAUGCCUCCUAAUCCAUUUGCCUCGACAAGUCCCACAAGACCAAAGCUAGACCAAAAGUUAGAUGUCAUCCUAGAACAAGAAUAAUGAUCAUGUUGUACUCAAGUAUCAGAACUAUUAAUCUUUCCUCUUUUUUUCUUUAGAUGUCGAGUUCUUGGGUUGUGACUUAUGAAUUGUUAUAUAAUCUGAAAGUGAAAAUCUUUUUA